Molecule: messenger RNA, 1614 nt
Organism: Peronospora matthiolae
Lineage: Eukaryota; Oomycota; Peronosporomycetes; Peronosporales; Peronosporaceae
Source: the annotation of a GenBank genome assembly
AUGCGUCUUCACCUUGCUCUUCCUCUGCAUGCUGCCUUGUUGUUUGCCGCAAUAGAUGCAGCCCGUCAACGCCCCCUUCCCCUGUCGAUCAAUGUUGACGAUACUGGAAGUCCUGUCCCAGAUCCAAACAUCGAAACCAGCAACAAUGAAGAGAGGACUGUUACUGAAAUUGUCGAGGAGGUUAAGAAAGGGAUUUCGGCGGCUUUUCUUCGAUUACUCGAAUUUGCAGGUAGAGGAGGGAAGCCUCAGGAGAAUGCUGCUCUUUGGAAGGCGCAUGAUGAAGCGACACGGAAACGUAUAAUCAAACACGAACAACAACUGAGGAGAUACAAGAAGCUGGCUCUCAAGGACAGAUCAGGGGCGGAUAUGGUGUCGAAGUUGACGACACACCACGUUAAAGACGACAUGGCUUCGUGGAUCAAAGCGAUGAAGGGCAUUGAUAACAAGGAAGUAGAAAUCAUUGCAGCCGGACUGCAGGCUUGGGAGAUACAAAAUUUGGCUGACGAUGCGUUUGUGAGUCGAGGCCUCCACGUGGCGACCUUACAAGUGAAGUCAAAUCCUAGUCCGUACUAUAAUUACGAGUGGUGCUUCGGUGACUCGAGGUUCGCGAGUUGGUAUGCAGACGUGAAAGCCAUCGACAUGCAUGACCCGGCGAUGACGAUGAUCAAGACCCUGACGCGUUUUCUCGGUGACAAAUUUCUCGCACAUGCACUCAUCUUAGCAAAAGUAAAUCCCGAAACAAAGGUGAUGGCUACAGAGCUGCAAACGGCGCAGAUAAAGUUUUGGGUACGGCAAAAAGUUGAUCUGACAUCUGUUAAGGCAUGGAUGGAAAUGGAUGAGCCAGAUUUUUACGGGGCGAAGUACUUUUUGUAUGAGCGGUACGUAAGUGUUUUUCCUUGGAGUGGGCUUGAUCGUGCAACACAGGACACUCUAUUCAGGCACGAAGAAGUCAUGCAGACGUACAUGGAAAUAUCUGGCGGGGACAUGUCGGAUGCCGAUAAGCUUAUGGAAUUGAAGGCGUUGCACGCUAAAGAUACAGUGGCAUCGGCCUUGUUCGCGGUGAAGGACGUGAAGGAUGAGCGCUUGAAGAGUGGCGCAGCCAGACUGCUGAAUGAGCAGUUUGAAGAGUGGAAGAGUCACGAAGAUUCAUCUGACCACGCGUUUAAGGAUCUCGCGCUCGACAAAAGGCGUACUUGGGAAAAGAAGGGUGUAUCUUCUUUGGCUGAGAAAGCUGCGUCGCUUUUUCUUGAUCCGAAGUUUGCAAUUUGGGAGGCGUUCCUGGACCGAGUCACUAACAAGGACCCGAAGAUGAAGAUUGCGGAGAUGAUACGCACCUUGGAACGUGUCUACAGACUAGCUGGAUCAGUUAAGUUAUUCAGCGCUGCGAAACAGAUCGAGAGUUUGAACGAACUUGCCAAGAGGUUGCAGACGUCUCAGAUAGAACUCUGGAUAAGCCGAAACGUCCACCCGGAUGACAUUUGUGACUUUAUGGCCGUCGAAGGAGCAGCAUACGAUGAUGAGCAGAUCAAACUUCUUCACAUCUACAAAGACACCUACACGCCGCGCUCGUACAAGGGAUGGGAAGACGAGCGCAUUCGUAUCUUUCAUCUAUAG